This is a messenger RNA of Gasterosteus aculeatus aculeatus (three-spined stickleback), 1302 nucleotides long. RefSeq names its product transcription termination factor 2, mitochondrial-like. Gene Ontology annotation, cellular component: mitochondrial matrix. The record is from RefSeq and is a predicted model, not a curated record. Gene Ontology annotation, biological process: regulation of DNA-templated transcription; termination of mitochondrial transcription. Lineage: Eukaryota; Metazoa; Chordata; Actinopteri; Perciformes; Gasterosteidae. Gene Ontology annotation, molecular function: double-stranded DNA binding.
UCCCUCCCAACCGAUGUAUCUGCUGUUGCAUUGAAUCUCAGCCCCUCCGUUUUCUUCCUUCACAUGAAUCUCUUCAGGUGAUCUUCCUCCGGACUUUGCAUCCAUGUUGCGUUUGAUUGCCAAGUCCCUUUGCCUCCGGUGCCAGUGUACACCAAGACAGUGCUCGACACUGAGCUCAGCAGAGAACCAGCAGACCGUGGACGCUCUCUAUGAUCUCUCUGUGGACAUCCAGAAGGUCCGUCAACUAAAGACCUGGGUUCUGCAUGAGUGCCCGGCCUACACCAAGCAGAUAGCUGACCUGCUGAAGGACAUGGGAGCCUCGGGUUCAGUCGUUGCCCGUAUCCUAGCAGGUCACCCUGAGGCUGUCCUAUGUCAUCCGGAUCAGAUGCGGGCUCAGAGGGAGCUGUGGAUGACUGUGUGCCCAAAAGAGAAAGAGCUGGUUGGUAUAAAUGAGAAAUUUCCGGCCUCCUUCUUCACCUCUUCGAGCCACCACGACAACCAGCAUGACAACAUCGCCUACUUUCAGAGCCUCAACCUCAACAAUCGCAUCAUCACCAAGCUGAUGGCCAGCGCUCCACAGAGCUUCAGUCGGCCAGUGGAGCAGAACGAGCUGAUGGUGUGCACCCUACAGCAGGCUUACCAAGACCUCGGAGGUGAGGAGGCCAACAUGAAGGUCUGGCUUCAGAAGCUGCUGAGUCAGAACCCCUUUGUUCUCCUCAAACGGCCCGAGGUGCUGAGGCAGAACCUGCUGUUUCUGAGAGACAAGGGCUUCAGCCCGGCCAAGCUCCUGCGCCUCCUGUCCAAGCUCAGGGGCUUUGUCACCGAGCUGAACCCAGAGUGCAUGAGCCGAACUCUAGCGUACUCCCAGGACACCAUGGGCUGCUCCGAGGAAGAGCUGCGGGGAAUCAUCCUCAACUGCCCGGCGGUGCUUUACUACCCUGACGUUAUACUAGCCGAGCGCUUCAAGGGCCUCCUCGGUGCUGGAAUCAGCAUGCCCCAAAUCAAAGAGGCUCCGACCGUUUUGGAGCUGACGACGCAGAUAGUGAAUUAUCGCAUCCAGCGACUGAGGGUGUACGGUUAUGACAUAAGGACGGGUAGUCUUGAGGUCCUAAAUGGCACUAAAAAGGAAUUUGAGAUGAGCUAUGGAAAAUUAAUGUUACGUAGAGAAAGGCCAAUUUUUAACCCUGUUGCCCCUUUAAAAGUAGAUGACUGACCGAGGUUGUGUGGACUAAUACAACAAAUUAAGGCUGCUUUAAAUGUAUUGAGGAUUCUUUUUAUAUAUACGAAUAUGCAAUAUAUGUA